Messenger RNA from Lathyrus oleraceus (garden pea), 1326 nucleotides. RefSeq lists its product as uncharacterized. The record is from RefSeq and is a predicted model, not a curated record. The coding region runs from base 1 to 1326 and encodes 441 amino acids. The transcript has 3 exons. Lineage: Eukaryota; Viridiplantae; Streptophyta; Magnoliopsida; Fabales; Fabaceae.
AUGGAUAGAAACAUUCUUGAUGCUGCUAGUGGUGGAGCACUUGUCGAUAAAACUCCAGUUGCUGCUAAAGCCCUGAUUGAGAACAUGUCACUCAACUCCCAACAAUUCACAACCAUAAAUAAUUCUAUGGUCCAAACAAAAGGUGUGAAUGACAUUCAGGUUUCCUCUUCCAAUAAGGCUUUAGAAACCAGAAUUGAAGAGCUUACUUCUUUAGUGAAACAAAUGGCAGUGAGUAAACCUCAAACAACAAAGUUGUGUGGUAUUUGUACUUCUACUGAACAUCCUACUAACACAUGUCAUAUUCUUCAAGAUGAUUCGGUCACUCAGUUGCCUCAAGCAUAUGCAGCUAACUUUUUCAACCAAAGCAACAAUCAAAGAGGGUACAACAUUCCUGACUUGUCCACCAACAAAUAUCAUCCCAAUUGGAGGAACCAUCCAAACCUUCAAUAUGGAAACCAACAACCCACCCAACAACAAUUAGUCAUACCCCUGCCACAACCACAGACUACUCCCCAAGUCACCACCUCUGCACCUUUCGGACCUUCAUUGGAGGAUCUUGUCCAACAAAUGGCUAACCAACCCCAGGAAAAAAUAGAAAAAAUUCUUGAGGUAACACCUGGACCUUCUUCCGUUGUGAUAGAAACUGAACCCUCUGUUGUGGUAGAAACUGAAAAAGAAAAAGAGAAGGAGUAUGUGCCACUAGUUCCCUUCCCACAUAGAAUACUGAAAGAUAAAAGGACUGGUGAUGGAGACAAGGAGAGAGAGAUUUUAGAUGUGUUCAGAAAAGUGGCGGUAAACAUUCCGCUUCUUGAUGUUAUUAAGCAGGUUCCAAAGUAUGCAAAAUUUCUAAAAGACUUGUGCACAAGUAAGAAAAGGUUGAAGGGCAAUGAGAGAGUAAAUUUGGGACGAAACAUUUCAGCCCUUAUCCGGCCUAAACAUUCACCUGAAAAAGCUAUUGUUUCAUCCCUCAAUCAGGCCAUACCCCAAAAGUGCAAGGAUCCAGGAACUUUUGCUAUUCCAUGUACCAUUGGGGAUAGUAAAUUUGACAAUUUCAUGCUUGAUUUGGAAGCAGGCAUUAAUGUUAUGCCUACUUCUGUUUAUAAUAACCUUGAUCUUGGUCCUUUACAGCAUACAGGUUUAAUCAUUCAACUAGCGAACAGAAGUAAUGCUCGCCCUAUUGGAGUAGUGAAAGAUGUGCUUGUUCAAGUUAAUGACUUGAUUUUUCCUGCAGAUUUCUACAUUUUGGACAUUUUUAGCGGUUAUUUGAUACCUGUCCAUUGUUCAGAUCAUAACUUGAGCUACAGGAUGCCAUUUUGCAAGUUCUGA